Molecule: messenger RNA, 1268 nt
Organism: Nelumbo nucifera (sacred lotus)
Lineage: Eukaryota; Viridiplantae; Streptophyta; Magnoliopsida; Proteales; Nelumbonaceae
Molecular function (GO): protein binding
Source: RefSeq, a predicted model, not a curated record
GUUUGCGCACUGAGACCGCCUCGAGUCUCUUUCUCAUAAGUUUGAUCAACGCCUUCAUCUGGAUCCUCUUUCUGUCUCUCUUUCCCAUCUCUUGUGUCUGUCUCUGUGAGAAGUGGUGGUGGAGGAGAACAAGUAUCAGCAAAUGGAGGGGACUGUGAUGAAGAGAGAGAUGUCUGUGGCUGAUUACGGUGGACUUAAUGGAGGAGGACGAGCAAUGGAGCGGAAUGAGAAAAGGGGGAAGAGGUUGAGGGAAGAACAGCAUGAGGAAGUAGAAAGAGAGGGGUCGGAGCUUCUUCAGGAUCCUCUGGUGGUGUUUGGCUCGGAUAUAAUGUUGAUGAUACUGAGCCGUCUUGACGCUCGCAGCUUGGCAGUCUCCCUGCUUGUCUCUCGUGGAUGGCAUAGCGUUGCUUCCAGCAACAGUAUUUGGAGCAGUAAGUGUAAGGAAUUGUGGCAAGGGAAAGCACACAUACCUCGUUUGUCACAGGUCCAAGGAAUAUCAAAGUUGGCUGCUUAUUCAUUUUCUGUCAUGGAUGGGAAACGUAACCGCAUUAUGAAGGAGGACCUCUGUGAUCAUGUGUGGGAAUUUCGUUUUAAAAAGGAGGCUCCUGAAUAUUGGAGAAACCUAGAUCCUUCUUGGAAGGGCACAGGCCCUCCUAUGCACCGCUACUUCCAUCCAAAUGGCACCCAAACUGCAGAUCCUGGUGAUCCAGUUUGGGGUGGCCAUGAGUGCAGUUAUUCUGUUGUUACCAGUUUUGUUGGAGAGGGAAGGAUCAGGGAACAUUAUGUUAGGAUAAACAGAUGGCCUCAAAUGUCUGUUUCAAGGAAGCAGGACUGGAGCUGGGAGUUGGCCAACCAUUUGUUUUGUUACACAAGCAUUCCAGACCCUGAGAAGGAGGGUGGCACUGGACCACUAUUGCCAGUCUGGUACUCAAAGACAGACUUCUCUGGUCAUUGUUCUACGAGGCGCAAAACAGGAGAGGGUUUUGUCUCAAAACCGUGAGACCCCAUUCCUGUCUGGAACCAAGCGCCUGCUUCUCCCAGCUGCUUGUUGAAGGUCUAGUGUGCAUAGAGUGAUGAACAGCCCAAGUUGUGUAUAUAGCAUAUAUGUUAUCAACUAGACUUGCAGUUGUAAUCAAUAUAUAAAUAGGAGUAGCAGAGAGGAAGAAAACACAUCCCACAAGAGAAGUAUAAUACAGACUCUGUGAAUACACUAGUCGUUCAAUAGCAAAGGAAAGCUACAAUUGCACAUUAUAACAGAUGAUUUUCUC